UCUCCGACUCUCAAAAUCUUACGGGUGACGAUAUGAGCCACUACAAAUUCGGCAGAGAACGGCUCUGCCGACCAUUUCCCAAGCGACGCCGCCAGAAACGGUAUAGAAAUCCAGUCGAGGGAAAACUAAACUUAAAAAGCACAAUUUGCUUUUGACUUCUCGACGCACUCAGAAAUCCACAGCUCAUCCAAAAAAAAUGCGGCCCUCACUGAACUUGCUAAAAGGCUUGGCCAAGAGGUGGCCAUUGAAAGCCCAGCCUACGAAGCCCUUCAGUUUAGCUGCAUUAUCAGUAAAAGCACCCAAAAUUGUGAUCGAGGAAAACUUUGAGGUUGUGUCACCUUUCCCACCUGUGGGGCCUGGCGAAAAGGACAUUUGUUCCUUGAGCCUAGAAACUGCAAGAAAGUGGUCUCAUCUCACGGCCGUGGAAUGUGGCAUAACAGGAUUAUCCUACACCUACGGCGAGCUCCUCGACAGAUCGCUCCGCUGGGGAUCGCAUCUGCAGAAACAGGGGAUCGGCAAAGGAGACGUCGUUGCCAUAUUCAUGCCAAACUGCCCUUCUUAUGCCAUUGCCUUCCUGGGGACCAUGACGUCCGGAGCCGCGUUUACGUUGAUUAAUUCAGCAUUCACUGCAAAUGAGGUCAGUUACCAACUGGGAGACAGCAGAUCCAAGGUUGUCAUAGUUCAUCCACUCAUGGAAGGUAUUGUCAUGCAAGCAAUUUCCAGCAUACAAAACCCUCCUAAGGUCUAUGUCGCAGGACCGUCUUCUUCUGGUAACCCAAAUUUCCUGGAAAUCUCCGAGGACAAGAAUAUACCCUUCGUUGAUUUUAAAGAGUUUGCGAGAAACGACAUUUGCUGUCUGCAGUACUCAAGCGGGACUACAGGCCUCCCUAAAGGAGCCACUUUUUUGCACGGAGCCGUUGGAGAUCAAAAUCCUAUGGUGCAUCAACCUCAAUUCUAUGCCAACAGAAGAACCGCUGAGGAAAACCAAGAUGUCAUAGUAGGACUCCUUCCCUUUUACCACGCAUAUGGACUGUACAUCCUUUUGAAUUCCAGCCUUACAUAUGGCUGUAAGUUGGUGACGCUUCCCCAGUUCACACCGGAAACCUUCAUUGCUACACACAAAAAACACAAGGUUGAAGUUUACCACUUGGUUCCUCCAAUACUGCAAUUCUUGGCUGCUCACCCAAUGGUCAAACCUGAAGACCUGACACACAUGAGGGUUGCGAUGUGUACUGCUGCGCCUUGUCCAGAGGAAGUUGCCCAUGCUUUGAAGACUAAAGCACCAAAUCCUGUAUUCUUCCAGGAAGGAUAUGGAAUGUCAGAAACCAUGAUCAUUAACUACACACCGCUGACAGGACCAGAGAAGAUAGGGUCAUGUGGGCCUCUUCUACCUAAUGUUAGAGCGAAGAUUUUAGACAAUAACACAGGGAAGGCGCUCGGACCAGGGGAAGACGGUGAACUUUGCGUCAAAUCCCCAUCAUUAAUGGUUGGAUACCAUGAACGACCUCAAGCCACAGCAGAGAUAUUUACUGAAGACGGAUGGGUAAGGACAGGUGAUACUGCCAGGUAUGACGAGGAUGGUUACUUUUACAUCGUGGACCGUAUCAAGGAACUCAUCAAGGUUAAGGGAUCACAGGUGUCCCCCUCCGAACUGGAGAAUGUUCUCCUGCAGCAUCCUGGCAUAGCUGAUGCUGGCGUUGUUGGAGUAGAUGACAUACGGGCUGGGGAACUUCCAAGGGCUUACGUGGUCAAAAGAAUCCCUGAACUAACAGAGGAGGAAGUUAUCAGUUACUUGGACGACAAAGUGGCCCCACACAAGCAGUUGAAAGGUGGAGUCAGAUUCGUCGAACAAUUACCAAAAAACACAACAGGAAAAUUGCUCCGGAGAGAUCUCAAACAGUGGGCUGCUCAAAACUAAGGAAUGAGAUUCAUCUUUUUCAUUUUGCAGAGGAGGAUUUCAACACUCAACUGUGAUGGACAUACUACAUGUAAAAAAAAAAAGUUGUGAUCUAUAUCAAUAGAGGACAAUGUAAGCCUAAACUUAGUAUAAAAGUAGAAUGAAUCAAGAAGAGUAAUAUCUUAUCUGAUGCUCCAACCUUGGUGUUAUCACUGCUUCUACUUCAGAUGAGAUAAACAAUGACUGGCUUACUGAUAUCAUCUUUGUUUGUACCAUAUCAUUAUGUCUUUCCAACCAUAUUAUGACUGGAUUUUUAAGGUCCUCAUUAUUUUCUAAACUUAUUUUAUCAUCAGUUCGUACCAUAUCAUUUUGAGCUUCUAAGCAAAAUUAUGACUGGAUGUUUUAGGGUCCUUAUUACUUUUCUAAACAUAUUUCAACAUAAGUUUGUACCAUAUCAUUGCGAGUUUCUAAGCAAAUUCUUAUGACUAGAUGUUUUAAGGUCCUGUUACUUUUUAAAACAUGUUUUAUCAUCAUUAUCAUUUUAUCAUAGCUAGACAAAACCAAUUGGUGGCUUUACUGUAUUCUAAUUACAAUAAAGAGAAUUAGAAUUAAUACAA
Macrobrachium nipponense is the source of this 2514-nucleotide messenger RNA. Its product is annotated as probable 4-coumarate--CoA ligase 3. Gene Ontology annotation, molecular function: long-chain fatty acid-CoA ligase activity. The record is from RefSeq and is a predicted model, not a curated record. Gene Ontology annotation, biological process: long-chain fatty acid metabolic process; fatty-acyl-CoA biosynthetic process. The transcript is spliced from 11 exons. Bases 197 to 1918 code for a protein of 573 amino acids. Lineage: Eukaryota; Metazoa; Arthropoda; Malacostraca; Decapoda; Palaemonidae.